Messenger RNA from Anopheles marshallii, 349 nucleotides. Its product is annotated as RNA-binding protein Musashi homolog Rbp6-like. Gene Ontology annotation, cellular component: cytoplasm. Gene Ontology annotation, molecular function: RNA binding. The record is from RefSeq and is a predicted model, not a curated record. The transcript has 6 exons. The coding region runs from base 2 to 349 and encodes 115 amino acids. Lineage: Eukaryota; Metazoa; Arthropoda; Insecta; Diptera; Culicidae.
UAUGGAGCACCAGAAUCAGGACCUCGGUGUGCACCCGGGCAACAAUCAGGCGGAGGUGCCGAACGAUCCAGGAAAAAUGUUCAUCGGCGGUCUCAGUUGGCAAACAAGUCCAGAAAGUUUGAGAGACUACUUUAGCAAAUUUGGAGAAAUCACAGAAGUUAUGGUUAUGAAAGAUCCCACCACGAGACGAUCGAGCUCGUCUGCAAUGGGAUUGGCUGAUUCCUCGGCUCCUCUGUACUCGCGACCAAGGGGUUUCGGCUUCAUCACAUUCGGCGAUCCAGCCAGCGUAGACAAAGUGUUAGCACAUGGUACUCAUGAAUUAGAUGGCAAAAAGCUCUGGAACCGUUAA